ACACGGAUCCUGCUUUUCCUCGCCGUCCUUCUUCCCCCCCUUCGGGCAGCAUGAGCGCCGAGUGCAGCAGCUACCGCGACGCCGACGGCGUGCUGGUGGACGCCUUCUUCUGCCCCAAAGCCGGAAGUGACGGCGGCGCCGGGUUCUGCUGCGGGUUUAAUGACCUGAAGUACUGCUGCGACGACCCGGACAGCUUCUACCCCGACAACUACGCGUACAUGUGGUGGCUGAGUAUCUGGGCUCUGGUCGGCCUGUCUUUCGCAGCCGUGGUCCUCCUCGCCUUCCUGGUCACGGUGUGCGUUCUUUGCUACCUCGUCAUUGUACCCAAACCCGGUCGUCUUGACAACAACAUCCGCUUGCGACCACCAGAAGGCGAGGGAGCCGGCGUGUCGAGGGCGGCGUGCGUCUCCGGUCCACAGGGUUUCAGACAACACUUCAUGAGCCGGAGGCUUCAUUCCGAGAACCAGUCCGCGGAACCCGAGCGCCUGUUCACGAGAUGCUUCACAGGGACCGCGACAAGUGUCAGAGUGGAGAGCCCUUCAUAACCACCCAAGUGCCCGUAAAUCCAACAAAAGACUGACAGGUUGAGGAGAAAACAUCAUAUAUAAAUAUAUAUUUUUCAUGUAAGUGAUUGUAUAUUACAAACCCCCUUUCCAUUUGAGUUGGGUAAUUGUGUUAGAUGUAAAUAUAAACAGAAUACAAUGAUCAUUUUCAACCCAUAUUCAGUUGAAUAUGCUACGAAGACAACAUAUUUGAUGUUCAAACCGAUUAAAAAUUAGACACAUUUUUUUUCUCUAAAUUUGCCUGGCGACUACAGGCUUAAAUAGGUGCAGUGAUUAACAGGUCUGUGAGUCCAAAUGAACCAGGUGCGUGACGUGACAGGUGAAAACUAAUUGGUUGUCAUGGUGACAACAACAAACAAGAGUGCACGACGACAGGAACUAAUGGAGUCAGAAACAAAAACAGAACAUAACUAAACAGAACAUGAUCACAAAGACAUGAUAUCUGUUUUUUUUUUAGCUUUCAAUCAGACAUUAUAGGGACUUUUUGUAUUAGUGUUCCUCAAAAUUAGAUAUAUCGGCCCCAAGACAAAUUUUUUUCUCUAAAUUUGGCCCCCCCGAGUCAAAAUAAUUGCUCAGACCUGCCUCAAGAUAUGCAACGAAAUCGUGAGGAUUUUCCAACUCUGUAUAAAAUUGUUGAUACUAUGCAGUCUUUUCGACAACACCCGGAUCAUAAAAAGACAAAAAAACUACAUCUGAAACAACCAACAGUUUUAAAAAUAACCAAAAGUCUUGAACUACACAAAGUACUUCACCGGUUAGAACUUUUUGUGUACGUAUUUCGCUGUUUGUUGCAUUUUUGUUACGUUUCGCUUGAUUGUAAAAUAUGUCGAUCGAGAUAGGGUUUUACGCUCAUAUGUUGUCAAUAUUCAGUGUUUUAUCGUUGGUAGAUAAUAUUCAUUUUCAUGUACAUUCUGGGUGUCUCAUUCAGUCCGAAAAUUAAAAAAAUGAAAUUUUGUUGUCAAGGCGCGGACUGUGGUGUGGUUUGUUUUCCCGAGGUGCAAAGCGACUGGAUCGGACCCGACGUGAAGCUAACGACAUAUUUUCAUCUUAACUCAAAAAAGGAACAAACGAAAGGCGCUCAAAAACUUGGCUACGAAACAAAAAUAUUACUACAACAUAAACUAUGGACAUUAAACAAAACUGAUAAACAAUGGCAUGAAUUACAAAACGUACUAGGAAUGAGAAAAGAGCAUGGAUCAUCAGCAUGGAGCAAGGGGGUGUCGAGGAUGACGUCGCCAGGCUGACUGCCUGGCAACUACAGGCUUAAAUAGGUGCAGUGAUUAACAGGUGCGGCGUGAGUCCAAAUGAACCAGGUGCGUGACGUGACAGGUGAAAACUAAUUGGUUGUCAUGGUGACAAAAACAAACAAGAAGUGCACAAUGACCGGAACUAAUGGAGUCAAAAAUAAAAACAGAACAUAACUAAACAGAACAUGAUCACAAAGACAUGAUAUCUGUUUUUUUUUUAGCUUUCAAUCAGACAUUAUAGGGACUUUUUCUAUUAGUGUUCCUCAAAAUUAGAUAUACCGGCCCCCAGGCACAUUUUUUUUCUCUAAAUUUGGCCCCCCCGAGUCAAAAUAAUUGCCCAGGCCUGCCUCAAGAUAUGCAACAAAAUCGUGAGGAUUUUCCAACUCUGUAUAAAUUUGUUGAUACUAUGCAGUCUUUUCGACAACACCCGGAUCAUAAAAAGACAAAAAAAAACUACAUCUGAAACGGCCAAAAAUUAACGCAUGUUUUAGAAAUAACCAUAAGUCUUGAACUACACAAAGUACUUCAACGGUUAGAACUUUUGGUGUACGUAUUUCGCUGUUUGUUGCAUUUUUGUUACGUUUCGAUUGAUUGUAAAAUAUGUCGAUCGAGAUAGGGUUUUACGCUCAUAUGUUGUCAAUAUUCAGUGUUUUAUCGUUCGUAGAUAAUAUUCAUUUUCAUGUACAUUCUGGGUGUCUCAUUCAGUCCGAAAAAUUAAAAAAAUUCAAUUUUGUUGUCAAGGCGCGGACUGUGGUGUGGGUUUUUUUCCCGAGGUGCAAAGCGACUGGAUCGGACCCGACGUGAAGCUAACGACGUAUUUUCAUCUUAACUCAAAAAAGGAACAAACGAAAGGCGCUCAAAAACUUGGCUACGUAACAAAAAUAUUACCACAACAUAAACUAUGGACAUUAAACAAAACUGACAAACAAUGGCAUGAAUUACAAAACAUAUUAGGAACGAGAACAGAGCAUGGAUCAUCAGCAUGGAGCAAGGGGGUGUGGAGGAUGACGUCGCCAUGCUGACUGCCUGGCAACUACAGGCUUAAAUAGGUGCAGUGAUUAACAGGUCUGUGAGUCCAAAUGAACCAGGUGCGUGACGUGACAGGUGAAAACUAAUUGGUUGUCAUGGUGACAAAAACGAACAAGAGUGCACAAUGACAGGAACUAAUGGAGUCAAAAAUAAAA
Nerophis ophidion (straightnose pipefish) is the source of this 2994-nucleotide messenger RNA. RefSeq names its product protein shisa-like-2A. The transcript is spliced from 3 exons. The record is from RefSeq and is a predicted model, not a curated record. NCBI's taxonomy places the organism in Eukaryota, Metazoa, Chordata, Actinopteri, Syngnathiformes, Syngnathidae. Bases 51 to 545 code for a protein of 164 amino acids.